Molecule: messenger RNA, 2373 nt
Organism: Perca fluviatilis (European perch)
Lineage: Eukaryota; Metazoa; Chordata; Actinopteri; Perciformes; Percidae
Gene: tmed1a
Product: transmembrane p24 trafficking protein 1a
Exons: 4
Coding region: 423-1121 (232 amino acids)
Biological process (GO): intracellular protein transport; Golgi organization; endoplasmic reticulum to Golgi vesicle-mediated transport
Cellular component (GO): COPII-coated ER to Golgi transport vesicle; Golgi apparatus; endoplasmic reticulum-Golgi intermediate compartment
Source: RefSeq, a predicted model, not a curated record
GUACAACAUUUGUUAGAAGGAAUUAAUCUUUGAAAAUAAUAUUUUGCAAGUAAAGAUCAGUACAAAAAGUAUAUAUAGUAAUUAAAACAAAAAUCUAACUUUUACUUACACUAAUUUUACAGGAAGUCAUAUACACCAGGCACAGUCAUGCAUCAUCAAGCUCAUCAUGUAGUACAUUGCACCUUGUCACCCCACCUCAGUUUUGCAUGUGGCUGCAGUUCAGACUGCAGAACGCAAAUGGUCUGCGCAGAUAGUACACUCCAAUUAUUCAGCUCUGAUCAAGGAACUUUACUGUGAGGCUAUUUUCCAACCGUCGGAGUAUGAGAGUCAGCAAUUACACAUAUACAGUAAACUUGCUUUAUCGUGCAUGUGUAACAUAGAACAAAGUUGCUCAUAGUUGGCGAAAGUGGAUUACAUGAACUAUGCAUCGCGAGUGGAGGAUGAUAAGUGUGUCUGCUGAGCUCUGUUUGCUGGCAUGUUUAAUUCUGAUUGCGGACUUGACUUUGGGUUUAGGGCCAAAGAAAGACAUGGAGUUUACAUUUCUAUUAUCUGCUGGCAGCACAGAGUGUUUUUACCAAACUACAGCAAAGAACGACAGCAUGGAAGUUGAAUACCAGGUGAUAGCUGGGUCAGGUCUGGAUGUUGGCUUUGCCCUCAUUUCACCCAGCGGACACCGGCUGGUCUCUGACUUCAGGAGAUCUGAUGGCAUUCACAUGGUGGACCUCACAGAGGUUGGCGACUACCGGUUAUGUUUCGACAACAGCUUUAGUAAACUCUCAGAGAAGAUGGUGUUCUUUGAGGUGAUUAUUAAUGGUCAGAGCAGUGCAGGCGGAGGCCAAAAUGAGUGGGCGGACGUGGCCACGACAGAGAGCAUGUUGGAGUAUAAACUGGAGGACAUUAGGACGAGGAUGGACUCUGUGUACCAGCGCCUGGAGAGGAGCCGUCAGGUCCUCACUGUGCUGCGGGCCUUAGAGGCGAGGGACCGCUACCUUCUGGAGGACAACCUGUGGCAGGUGUCCUUCUGGUCCUGCCUCAACCUGCUUGUCAUGCUCACCGUCGCUGUCACUCAAAUCUACACCCUGCAACGCCUCUUUGAUGACACCAAGCGGGUCUGCACAUAGUCACAACAAAAACUACCUCCAGCCAAGAGAGUGCAGCACCUGCACAACUUGAACAUUUGACCCAAAACCUUUUACAGUCUAUACCCUAACUGACAUGUGCACUGGGAACCUAAUUUAAAGGGAUAGUUCACACUUUUGGAAAACUGAUUCAUCAUUGAUGUUUUUAAUUCCAGUCACAUGGUAAUUAUAUAUACAGUACUGCCAUAUGCACACACAGAAGCACAUACUGUGCAUACAUUAAACAUACAUAAAUACACACACAAAUACUUGCAGCCAGUGGCACCCACAGAAUUUUUUCAAAGGGGUGGCCAGAUGGGGUCCACUGAAAAAACUGGGGUGGCACACCAAAGCCAAAAGCCUGAAUUUCAGGAAUUCUAUUAUGCUGAUAAGGCUGGUUGAAAAUGAUGUCUAUAUAUGAGUUAAGGAAUUGCAUACUGAUAUACUUUGAUUUCGUAUUUUACAGUUGUUACUAAUUAUCUGAUGUGCAGACUAAUACCGAUACAAUUACAAUUUUGAGUUCCACAACGUUAAUUUACUGCGUCAUGUAUCCAAAUGUCAGGCAAUGUAUCGUUCUUCAACUAGGCUAGGCUUGUCCAUUUCCUUAAAAAAUGCAUAAGCAGUUCCCACUACUUGCAGCACUGAUAUCAGUUAAUGCCACUGGGGAAGCUAGAAAACCACAGCUGUUCUGACUGGAAUCUUGUUUUAUUGAUUUUCAGACUACAUUCUGCAGGACAUUUUUCUAGACUGUAUUUUAUCAAAACAAAACAAACAAAAUAUCAGAAAACUCACCUACUAAGUGUAUUUUUUUUAUUUAACUAAGCCUCUGGCUGUUUAGAAAGAUCACAUCUAAAAUAUUUAUUGUGAUUAAAAAACAAGUAUUUACACAGUCUGAUCCUGAUCAUUUUCUACAUCUGGAGGUUUAAUACGCAGAAAUCAGUAGUCAUGCAGAUGUCAAAUUAGUUUUGACCGAAACAUUAAUUUCCUUGCCAUUAUUUGGGUGCAUUGCAGUCAUUUGGUUCAUACAAUUGCACUAAGGGGUAAAACAUACUGUACAUAAGGCUGUACUUAUUGUGCAUUUCAAUCACUACCAUUAUAUUUUCUCACAUUGUUGAAACUUUGUGGGACUGCACAGCAUCAUCAUUAACAUUUUUAUGUCAUAAAACAUAUUCAAUGGUCAUGCUCCACCACUAAAAGGUAUUUUCCGUUGUCAUCACAUAAGAGAGACAUGACAAUAAAAACAGUGCCAAGUCUU